CUCACGAUCUGGAUAAGUUUGUUCGUAACAAAUAAAUUUAACUAACAUGACAAAAAUAGUAUUAAAACAAAAAAUGCAACCCAAUUUACUUUGGAAAGACUUCAAACCAAAGGGAAUUGAGAAAAUGUGGUCUAUAAGCAAUACCAUUAUCGCCUUCAACCAAAUCACACCAAACAUAUAUAAUUUUUCAUGAUUCAUUCAUUCUUCAUCUCACUACAAUCACAAAACAGCGAUUACUAUUAGAUAACAUCAUAAGAUAGAAGGUUAACAACUACGUUUUGGAACGUAUUCGUUACAUUCUAUAGAGAGAAAAAAAUGUAUAAAUAUGAUAUUACCCAAUUAGUUUUCUCUUGACUCUUGAGAAUAUCAUCAAAAAACACCUUAUGAGCAAAUGGCUUAUUUUCACCUACUUAUCUCUCUUCUCAUCUUCAUUACCUUCAAACCUUCAAUCUCCGUCGUCCCUGAUCCAACAACACAAAACCUAAUCAACAGAAUCUGCAAACAAACAAUCGAUUUCAAGUUCUGCAACCAAGCAAUCACGUCACAGCUAAUCAGAAGACAAACCUCGAUCAAAACAAUCGCGAAACUAACCGCGGCUAAAGCUUGGAUCAACGCGAUACAAACGCUAGAUAACAUAGAAGGUACUCUUCUUCCGAAAGCGAAAGAUCGUAGAGACAAAACAGAGUUCGAUGCUUGUAGGAAAGCUUAUAAGUUGGUGGAUGCUCAUUUAGACAACGCGUUGAAGUAUUUGUAUUUACGAGACUAUAGGUUCAUGAGAGCGUAUCAAGCUCUUGCGCUUGUGAAUAUUUCCAUGUGUAGGACGAGUUUUUUUUAUCCGACGCCUAUGGUUUAUGCGAAUUGGAACAUGAAGAUGUUGACGGAUAUUGCGAUUUAUGCUGGCAAGAUUCUUGCUCCUCCUCCUCCUCUUAGGAAGAAGAACAAGACGCCAUGAAAGCCUAUCAUUUUUUAAACCCAUUAGCUUUUGUUCUCUUUUAUUAUUCAAUCGAUUAUAGUAUUUUUCUGAUUUAUUUCAAAAAAAAAAUCCAAAAUUUUUCAUACAACAGUGUUUUUUUGUUUGUUAUUUAGAGGGGAAAUAGGGUCAGUCAACGUUAUCUGUACUUCUAUCUUUUCUUUGUUACAUAUUUUUUUAUUUUAAAAAAUGGAGUGCGUCUUAUUUU
Molecule: messenger RNA, 1178 nt
Organism: Camelina sativa (false flax)
Lineage: Eukaryota; Viridiplantae; Streptophyta; Magnoliopsida; Brassicales; Brassicaceae
Biological process (GO): negative regulation of catalytic activity
Molecular function (GO): pectinesterase inhibitor activity
Source: RefSeq, a predicted model, not a curated record